Molecule: messenger RNA, 3050 nt
Organism: Penaeus vannamei (Pacific white shrimp)
Lineage: Eukaryota; Metazoa; Arthropoda; Malacostraca; Decapoda; Penaeidae
Source: RefSeq, a predicted model, not a curated record
GGCGUGGUGACAUCAUCGCCCAACAUGUGGCAUGAUUCACGAAAGAGAAAUUUCAGCCUCGACACACGUUUUAGCACGAGUCUCCACCGGCACCGGCUCGCACAACUCCUCUAGUACCUUCCCGAGAUGCCGUUCUACGCUGUUGCCAGGGGACACAGCCCAGGAGUUUACACUUCAUGGCCUGAUGCCCAAGCCCAGAUUAAUGGCUAUACGGCAGCUCGGUACAAGAAGUUUGAUACCAAAGAUGAAGCUGAAGAAUUUGUCAAGGAAAAUGCUCUCAAAGCCAGUGGUAGACCGCCGCGCGAGAAGGCAUCAGGGGAUUCCCAAGUUGAAGGGAAAAGAAAACGAGAUGAUGAUGAGGAAGAAGAAGAAGAAGGCCAAGGAGAGAAGAAACUGCAUGUGGAUGAAGGAGAAAAGAAAACCGAGGAUGGCUUAUCUUUAGAUGAUGAAGGUUACCUUGUUGUUUAUUCUGUUGGGGUGUGCGAGUUCCAUGGAAAAAGCGGACAGAAAUCUGGCUGUGGUGUCUUCUUUGCAGAGGAUCACGAAAGGAAUGUGUCUGUGCCUUUGAAGGGGAAAGCCUCCAACAACGCAGCAGACAUUCAGGCAGCCACUCAUGCACUUAUUACUGCUAAAGCUGCUGGUUAUGACAAGGUGGCAGUCCACACUGACUCACAGUUCAUGAUCAACUGCAUGACCUCAUGGCUGAAGAACUGGAAGAAGAAGGACUGGAAGAAGAGUGAUGGAGAGUCCGUGAAGAACAAGGAAGAACUGAUUGAACUGGAUAAGGCUACAGAAGGACUCGCUGUGAAAUGGAUCCACGUGAAGGCAAAAUCAGGAAUUGUCGGUAAUGAUGAGGCUAGGAAGCUGGCCAAGGUUGGCGCUAAGCAGUACGAAGCUGAUGCCUAAUACAAUUAUUCCAUGAUAAAGGGUUCAAAAUUUUGUGAUGCUUUACAGUUCAUCACUUACUGCAGUUUUUUAUCUUAUUAACAUCAUAUAUCUCUGUUAUCUCACUAUCAAUCGUGCAGUGGAAGAAAGAGGUUUAUAAAGAUGGUGUUUUGAAGUCUCUCUUGCUCAGAAGAAAGCUAAAUCAUGCCAAAAAGAAAUAUAUAAUAAUGAUAAAAUGUCAGAUUUUCCACUGCAUUUUUUGCUUCAUUCAUAAGUAUCUCAUUAUGCCUUCAUGUCUGAAUAUCUGUAUGCAAUUCCUCACCCUUGAAUUUAUCCAGACGCCGAUCUCCGAAAAAUGAAGGUGUCACGAAAUGAUGGAAUGAAUUAUUCCAGUCAUCACCUUGUCAGAUGUAGCUUGAUUUCUGCCUGCCGAGAUCUGGAUAAGUGAAGGGGUGCGUGAAAGCAACUUAGGUUGUGAACACUGCCAGCGAUGUUAUUGGUGCUACUCAGUCUUUGUCUUGGCAUUUAUUUAGCCUCCAGAAAAUAAGCUUUAAAUGCAAGGUGGAAGGACAUAUAAUAUUAAGAACAGAUGGUCUAUUCUUCCAGAAAUAGUUCUAGUUUUAUAUAUUAUUGGUAUAUAUUGUCAGCAAGAAAAUGCCAAAUGAAUUAGAGGAGGGAAAAGAAUCCAUGGUCUGGUAAAGUAGAUGACCUAUAAACAAUGAGGAAUUAUGAAUAAAGUAGUCCCAAUUUUUUUCUUCUUCUUCUUCUGUUUCUUCAUCUUUAUUGUCCUUCUUUUGCAUCUUAUCUCCUUCUUUAUCAUCAUUCUCUUUCUUGCUUUUCUUCUUUUUUCUCCAUGUUUUCCUUCUUACUGCAUUACCUCUUCGUACUACAUCAUUAUCUUCAGUCUCAUCUUCCAUAUUUCACCUUGCAUAUUUUAUAUAGUAUCCGAGAAAUGGCAGAAAAUUAAUGUUGUUUGGUGGCAGUUUUUUCAAUUCUUUGAUGUUUGAUUAUACUUUUAUUUAUUUAUUUAUUUUUGUUUUGUAAAAGAAAGAUAUACAUUUCUUAAAUUUAAUUACCAUAUUGUGCAAUGUAUUACUGGUAUAUACUUGAAAUGUUGUUAAAUUACCUUUCAAAAUGUAGCUUUGAAGUUGUGAAUACUUAAUAUUGUUUUAUUUUAAACAUUUAGUUUAUUAUCAGAGAGUAUAAUUAUUUUCCUAUUAAAGAGAAUUGUCUGUAAAUCUUGGUAGAUUACCAAGCUAUUAUGGAGCACAGUGAACUUUGUAACAAAUAAUUUAUUUUAGGGAAUUAUUCAUAUCUUCAUUGAAAUUUCUACUAAACAUUCUUUCAUUAGUAAUUUGUAUGACAAAGCAAUAAAUGUUAUUCCAAGACUGUAUUAAGAAUACUCUAUUCUUGAUUAGUUCAUGAGAUCAUUUGCUCUGUAUGUGUGUGUUUAUGCCAUGUUUAUGUUACUGUGUUUGUAUUAGUCAUGUUUGUUAGGAAAGUUUUUCACAUAAUAUGAACAUUAUGUUGUCUGUGCAUUCUUUUUGACAGCUGAGGAGUGACUGAUAAACGAAGGCUAUUUUCCAAAGGUUGAUCUUAUUUUUCAUGUUUUAUUUAAUUUAUGUAAUCUGUUGGCAAUAAAAAGGGAAAUUGCAGAAGGCUGUAUUAACCUGAUAGAUAUAUGGAGAUGUGUAUAAGUAUUUUCAUGUAAGGAGCCAUUCUUCUAUUAAUGUUUGCAGGUGUUGGUGAUGGUUUUGUGUGUGUUGAUGCAUGCAAAUGAUAAAUAACAUACUGUAUGUACUUACCAAAUAUGCAUUUUUGUGCCCAGUACUGUUGAACUGUCAUACUUCAUUUAUGUAAGUUUAGCUAACAAACUAUUUGCUUUAUGCAGGAUAAAUAAAAUGUUUCAGAUAGAAUUUUGCAGAAGCUACCUCUUUAUUGCUUUAAUUAACACAGUAUUGUUAUUUAGCAUUUAUUUUCUUAACAGAUGAACAAAUAAGGAUCUUAACCAUAUUUUUAUUUUCGAAGUUUUGUGUAUUUUUAUGUUCCUGUACAAAAAAAAUGUACCUCUGGAGUGUUUUCCUGUGUUAACUUUAACCUGUGUGUUAUUCCCUUCCCAGAGGGCAAAAGAUCUGUUUCUUAUCUAUUAAAAAAAAUAAAACCUA